AAGGCGGAAUGCCUGGAAGGGGAUUUCGUAAAGCAACUUUCGCUUUCCUUUCCCCUCCUCUCGGGCCGGUUGCGCCUGGAGGUCUGCCUAGCAACAAUGACGACUGAGGGAUAUCUUUUUUCUACUGGUUGAGCUUGCCCAAUCGCCGGCUUGCUCGGGGUUGUUUCCUUGUUGGUGACGCGGGGCUCGUCUUUCUCUGCCUGCGACUUCGGAAGCCCUGAGCGCAGGCUUAGGAUCGCAGCUAAGAUGGCUCUGCGCUCUCUGUCCCUGGUGGUGGUGGUGGUCACCCUGCGGGAGAGCUGCUUCGGUGCCUCCUCCCACUCCAUGAAGUUUUUCUCCACUUCCAUCUCAGACCCCAGUCAGGGGCAGCUGCCCCACUUUGUCUCUCUGGGGUACGUGGAUGAUCAGGUCUUCAGUUACUACGACAGCCACAGCCGGAGGAUGAAGCGUCGAGUCUCCUGGAUGGAGAAGGUGGGGAAGGAGGAUCCCCAGUACUGGGACAGAGAGACACAGAUAUUUCGUGGCUAUGAGGAGUUGUUCAGAGUAAACCUGCAGGCUCUGAGGAUUCUCUACAAUCAGAGCGAAGGCCUUCACACAUUGCAGGAGAUGUCUGGCUGUGAGCUCCGAGGAGACGGGAGCAAAGGAGGGUUUAUCCAGUAUGGCUACGAAGGGAGGACCUUCAUCACCUUCGACAAGGAGACCCUCACCUGGGUGGCUCACGACCCCCAGGCCCAGAUCGCCCUGAGGAAAUUGAAUGCGCUUCCAGGAUUGAAUGAGAGAGAGAAGGUCUACCUGGAGGAAAUCUGCAUUGACUGGCUGGAGAAGUUCCUGUCCUAUGGGAAGGACACCCUGCUGAGGACAGAGACCCCAAAGGUGACGGUGAGCAGCAGGAAGGAGGUGGAGGAUGGGAUCGAGACGCACGUCUGCCGCGUGGAUGGCUUCUACCCGAGGGAGAUCGAUGCCUCCUGGAGGAGGGAUGGGGAAGAAUGGCUUGAAGAGACCUUCCAUGGGUCUGUAGCCCCCAAUGCGGAUGGGACCUACCACUACUGGCUCAGCAUCCGGAUUGACCCUAAAGAGAGGAGCCGCUAUCGGUGCCACGUGGAGCACGGCGGCCUGCAGGAGCCUCUGGACUUGGAGCUGAAGGAACCAACCAAUUCAAAAUCCAACCUGGGGCUCAUCAUUGGCUGUGUUGUGGCUGCCCUUGUCCUGGUGUGUGUGAUUGCUGGAAUUGUUGUAUUCUUCAAAAAACGUCAAGAUGACUACAAAGCAGCACCAACAAGUGACAAAGGAUCCAGCAGUUCAGACCAGGGGAGCAACCAGAUGGUUUAGCAGCCCCCUUGCAGGGGAGACGCCCAGCAUGAGGGGAGAGGAGAGAAGAUGGGAUCGGACUCCUUCUGAAUUAGGCCGGAUUCUCAGGAGGAGCCCUUCAGGCCCUUCCUGCAUGCUGGAGCCCGGAGAGAUUUUUGGGUCUUUCAUCACUUGUAUCUAGCUAGUGUAGGAAUUAAGAACUGUCUCCUUUAAGAAACUACCUCAUGGUAAAUGCAGGCAGAGACUGCCUUAUGGGAAAUGUAGUUCCAUAACAUGUGAUCACAUCUUUGUUUAUGAUUGGCCACCGGGGCAUCUUGCCCACAUGCAAAGUUUAUAACUGGGCAGUUUAAAUGGCUGUGUGAACCGGAAUAGUAGCAUUUUACAUCUCCACUCAACAUAGGGAUAAAAUCAUCAUCUUUUUACACUACGUGAUGGGACAGAUCAUGGAAAGUCAGAAGAAUCUUAACACUGAACUGUAAGUGUUGUUAUUAAGGAUGCCUGAUAAUAAACGUGGUCUGAAAGAGAUUCCCAAACGUGGAGUUAUCUGGCUGCCCGAGCAGAACCUCAUUGCCCGGGGCAGAACAAGGAGAGUCCCAUUAUUUAAUAUGGGACUUAUGAUACAAUUGGUUAGAUGAUAGAUGCAAAGUCUAGAAAGCUAAUGAUGAAAGAUGAUUAACGAACCAGAAAUAAAUACAGGUAUAAAGUUAUAUAGAAGAAUACGUAUUGUAAGCAAUAUUAUUACCAGAAUGUACAAAAGUGUAAAUUAAAAUAUAUAGAAUGAUAAAUGUAUAGAGAACUAUGUUAGAACCAUGGAAACAAUAGAUGUAAGUUUGUCGUAUGCAAGUUCCUAUAUUUUUUAUUCUUUUUUAUGUUGACUAUAUUGUAUGAAUAAGAGAAAAAUGGACACAAUUAGGAUAUAUAACAUCAUGUAUAUCUUACAAGUUGCUGAUAUAAUCAGUAUAUCGUUGCUGCAAAGUUGAAACUGUGAGGUAAAAUGAAAAAAAACAUGCAAUAAAAAUAUUAAU
Messenger RNA from Thamnophis elegans (Western terrestrial garter snake), 2333 nucleotides. RefSeq names its product major histocompatibility complex class I-related gene protein-like. The transcript is spliced from 9 exons. Gene Ontology annotation, biological process: immune response. Lineage: Eukaryota; Metazoa; Chordata; Lepidosauria; Squamata; Natricidae. Gene Ontology annotation, cellular component: external side of plasma membrane. The coding region runs from base 247 to 1329 and encodes 360 amino acids. The record is from RefSeq and is a predicted model, not a curated record.